Messenger RNA from Microtus oregoni (creeping vole), 4266 nucleotides. RefSeq names its product xyloside xylosyltransferase 1 (gene Xxylt1). NCBI's taxonomy places the organism in Eukaryota, Metazoa, Chordata, Mammalia, Rodentia, Cricetidae. Gene Ontology annotation, molecular function: UDP-xylosyltransferase activity. The record is from RefSeq and is a predicted model, not a curated record. The transcript is spliced from 4 exons. The coding region runs from base 80 to 1258 and encodes 392 amino acids.
GCCGCCGCCGGCUGCGGGGCUGGGGGCCCUGGAGCGCCGGUGUGAGCGGGCCCGGCUGCUGGGCGGCGGGCUGGGGCGCAUGGGCCUCCUCCGAGGCGGGGCUGCGUGCGCUCGGGCCAUGGCGCGCCUGGGCGCGCUGCGCUCGCACUACUGCGCGCUGCUGCUGGCCGCGGCGCUGGCGGUGUGCGCCUUCUACUACCUGGGCUCGGGCCGGGAGACUUUCUCCAGCGCCACCAAGAGGCUGAAGGAGGCCCGCGCCGGGGUCGCCGCGCCUACGCCGCCCCCGCUGGACCUGGCCCGGGGCUCCGUGGUGCCGGCCUCGGGUGCCAAGGCCAAGAGCCUGGAGAGCGGCGCGGCCGUGCCGGUGGACUACCACCUGCUGAUGAUGUUCACCAAGGCGGAGCACAACGCGGCGCUGCAGGCCAAGGCCCGGGUGGCGCUGCGCUCACUGCUGCGCCUCGCCAAGUUCGAGGCGCACGAGGUGCUUAACCUCCACUUCGUGAGCGAGGAGGCCAGCCGCGAGGUGGCCAAGGCCCUGCUGCGGGAGCUCCUGCCGCCCGCCGCCGGUUUCAAGUGCAAGGUCAUCUUCCAUGACGUUGCUGUGCUGACAGACAAGCUCUUCCCCGUCGUGGAGGCCAUGCAGAAGCACUUCAGUGCUGGCUCAGGGACCUACUACAGUGACUCCAUCUUCUUCCUCUCUGUCGCCAUGCACCAAAUCAUGCCCAAAGAGAUCCUACGGAUCAUUCAGCUGGACCUUGACCUGAAGUACAAGACCAACAUCCGAGAGCUGUUCGAGGAGUUUGACAACUUCCUGCCAGGUGCUGUUAUCGGCAUAGCCCGAGAGAUGCAGCCAGUGUACAGGCACACAUUCUGGCAGUUCCGCCAUGAGAACCCCAAGACCAGAGUUGGGGACCCUCCACCUGAGGGCCUUCCUGGCUUCAACAGUGGAGUCAUGCUGCUGAACCUGGAGGCCAUGCGCCAGUCUCCACUCUACAGCCAUCUGCUGGAGCCUGCAUGGGUACAGCAGCUUGCAGACAAGUACCGCUUCCGGGGCCACCUUGGGGACCAGGACUUCUUCACCAUGAUCGGCAUGGAACACCCCGAGCUCUUCCAUGUGCUGGACUGCACCUGGAACCGGCAGUUGUGCACCUGGUGGAGGGACCAUGGCUACAGCGAUGUCUUCCAGGCAUACUUUCACUGUGAGGGCCAUGUCAAGAUCUACCACGGGAACUGCAACACCCCUAUCCCGGAGGACUAGGCACCCGCUCGCCCACUCUGCUUCUGGGGCUCCCGGGCCUGGGGAAGGAUGCUCUUGGGAUCCAGGUGCUACAGGCCUUCCAGCUAGCCAGUCCCUGUCCAGUGGCCAUCCAAAGAAGCUUAACUGAGCCCUGCUGGAGCUCGGGCUGUUUCCCUUCAGGGCAUCCUGAAGGACAGACAGAUGUCUUCCAGUAGGUGGUCAAAGAUACAGAAGGACAGAUUCUCUUGUCUACAUGGACUCAAACCCCUUUCAAAGAGCUGGCUUUUGCUAGACCAAAUAAGUGUUUACUUUAGACUGACAGGCUUCUGUUUGUGAGGACCGAGCUGUGCUGCUGUAGCCCCAAAGAGCCCUGAGUGAGUGAGUCAGGGCUCUAACAAGCAGCCUCCAAAGGAAUGCCACAGUCCCACAUCCUUUCUCAGGAGGCUUUGCUCCUCCUUCCCAGAUGUCCAUGUUGCUUGGUGCAGACUUCAAGUGCACAUCUUUUUAGGUGAAGCCGCUUGGGCCAGCUAGGGGACACAGAAUAACCCCUAUUGUAGCAUCCACAGCUCCUAUCUCCCCGAUGUAUCCCAGAGCCCAUUCCCAUCCAUCCCCUGCUCCGAUGACCUGACUGCACUAAGGAAUCAAAUCUGCCAUCAAAGAACAGAGGUUGGCCAUGCUGAGGCAUGCACUAGAAUUGCCUGAACAAGGGAGAUUUCCUCCAGGGAGCAGCCUAACAGUUCACUAAUGCAAGUGGGUAGGCUUGCAGAAGGCUGGCCUGUGGGCUCACUGUGGUCUCUGGUGUGGAAAACAGACAGGCCCAUACUUUCCUGUGGCGCCAUGCCAGACCCUCCCCCUUCCUAGAAGAGGGCACCAUUUCUGUAUUUGUGCUUGUGAAGGCUCUGUAAGUCAGCUACCCACAUGAAGCCUCCACAGGCCAUGCCCAUGUCCAGCUCAUGUCCUCAGACAAGAAAUGUGAGGUUCUCAUGUUUUCUUUCAAUUCCCUUAACUUUUAAAUUUUCUUUCGCCCCAAGUGAGAAGAGCUAAUAACUAAUCUUUGAGAACACUUGUUUAUGUUGUUUGUCCUCUGAUCAGAGUUUCCAGGGGCCUGGGGCUCUGAAUGAAGACUGGAAUCAAUAUCAGAGGACCUAAAAGGACCAACAGGAAGGAAGGAAGGAAGGAAGGAAGGAAGGAAGGAAGGAAGGAAGGAAGGGCCCGCCUGGGGGUGGCCGUGAGGUGGCCUUGCUGUGUUUGGUUCUAAGUACAGAGCCAUUUCAUUCCAGCUAUUGGAGAUCCAGCUGCUGCUGGGGACAAAGCAACCCCUCCCUGAGCCCAGACCUCCCCGCUGCAUUCAUGCCUGGUGAGGUGGUACACACCCCUUCACUAGCCCUCAGCUGGAGCCCAGUUCAUCUGUUCUCCUGGCUACUUGAUUUCCUAUUUAUAGCUUCUGGUUAUUAGAUGCCUGCCGUGUGCUGGGCAUCGUCUUGAGGAUUUAUAUGUGCUCUAGGUAAUAUUCAUGAAAACCUCAACAAGCUCAUUCCCGUUCUAAAACUUAUGUAUGAAAAAAGAGGUAUGGGCAGAGCCCUGUGCUGUGUUGUUUACUGCAGCUUUUUAUUAUACAAAAACCAUAUAAUGGGAUAUAUUAAAAAUCAUUUUAAGGAAUAUUAAUGUACCAGAAAAUACUUACACUAGUGAGUAAAGAAUACAAAAUACAAGAUUAUAUGUGUAUCCUUUUAUUUUUUAAAUUGCAUAUGUGUGUGUAUGUAUUUGUGUACAGACAGGUGCAUACAUGAAGUUCGUAUGUGUGUGUGAAAAGAGGGAGACUCAAGUACAAGCCUAUUCUGUAUUUUGUCCAGUUCAGUUCCUGAAGACCAUGCUUUAAACACAUUAACAACACAGUUUUCUCAGUGAGGGUGGGGGAUUCAAGGCCAGGGAGUUCUUAACCCACAAUGACAGCAGAAGUUUUCAUCAGGAAUUAAUGUGUUUCUAAAACUGUGUCUUCUGUUGUUGCAAGAAAAACAGUAAGCCAGGUACUCAGAGCACAACAGCAUCCUCCACUCACUCUGUGUGUGUGUGUGUGUGUGUGUGUGUGUGAUUGUGGGGAGCACAAAGGACAACUUGUAGAAUCAGUGCCCUCCACCUUUACAUACUGUCUUACUUAGGGUUUCUGUUGCUGUAAGAGACACCAUGACCACAGCAGCUCUUAAAAGGAAAACAUUUAAUUGGGACUGACUUAUAGUUCCAGAGGUUUAUUCCAUAAUUAUCAUGGUGGGGAGCAUGGUGGUGUGUAGGCAGACACAGUGCUGCCUACAUCUUCAGAAGGCAACAAAAAAUCAGCUGAGAUGCUGGCUGGUAGCCUGAGCAUAGGAAAUCUCAAAGCCCACCCUACAGUGACACAUUUCCACCAGCAAGGCCACACCUCCUAAGUGUCACUCCCUAUGGGGGCCCAUUACAUUUAAACUACCACACAUUCAUUGUACCAGCCCCCCCCCCACUUACUUUUGAGCUCACCCUCAGGAGGUCCCCCUCCCCUGGCACCAAUGGCUUUGAUCUAAUGCCUCUGUGAAUGUAGCCACAGACAACAGGAAACCCAGCCGGACUGACAAAAGCCACUGUGGGCUCUUUGCUUGCCACAAAUGGCUGUGACAGAUGUUGGAAUCAGCUUCCGAUUGGGGUCCUGGUAGGAUUCGUGUUGUGCAUACAUAAUGAAAACGCUGUGCGCCCUUUAUUUCACAGAACCUUCCCUGUCUAGUGCAUCUGUACAUGUGAGUGAAAUGGAAGUCCAGGCGGCAUUUAUGAAUAUAACAAACUUUAUCUUCACUUAUGUUCAUUUCCUUAUUUUGUGCUUAUUAAUUUUAUAAAGUGCAUAAUAAAUGUUAUACAUUUAAACAUUGUAAUUAUGUUCACUUAUGUAAUAUUCACAGAUUGUGCUGAGCAUGGGGAGGUCAGAGGACUUGUGGGAGUGAGUUCCUGCCUUUACCCUGUAUAUUCCAAGGAUUAAACUCGGGUUGUCGGGCUUGGUGGCAAGUCCC